Molecule: messenger RNA, 4389 nt
Organism: Penicillium verrucosum
Lineage: Eukaryota; Fungi; Ascomycota; Eurotiomycetes; Eurotiales; Aspergillaceae
Product: ABC transporter integral membrane type 1
Exons: 16
Coding region: 1-4389 (1462 amino acids)
Biological process (GO): transmembrane transport
Cellular component (GO): membrane
Molecular function (GO): ATP hydrolysis activity; ATP binding; ABC-type transporter activity
Source: RefSeq, a predicted model, not a curated record
AUGAUUGUCGUGGAGGGUUUGACUUUACAGCAAGUUCUAUUCGAGGCAUGGAUAUUUGACAUUACCCCAGCAGCUUGUUUUCUUCUGUUGUUACCCAUUCGCCUAUUCCAGCUAUCCAGAGAGACUGUGAAAGUAAAGUCCUCAUCGACUCAUCUGGCGACGCUGGCGAUCGCGACAGUAUUGGCAGGCAUCCAAUUCCCUCUGCUUGUCUUUAAUGCAACACAGCACUACCACGCACAACAUGUGUCAGUGGCGGGUGUUACCCUCGGCCUUAUAGUGGCGGUUUCCAUUAUUGUUCUGCUUCAUUUGGAGCACAGCCGGGCUGUUCGUCCCUCGUUCCUUGUCUCUGCAUAUCUGUUUAUUACAGUGCUUCUAGACAUUGCGCGAGUGCGGACCGCCUGGCUGUUACCAUAUGGUAGAGCAUAUCCAGCCUGCCUCACUGCGUCUCUGGUUAUCAAGUUGAUCCUCCUGGUGCUGGCGAAUGUUGAAAAGCGCAAAUUGUUGUUGCCGGCCGAAAAGACUCAGUCUAUCGAGAGUACCAGUGGCCUCUUUAAUCGGGGCUUGUUUGCCUGGCUCAAUGAAUUGUUGAGAAAAGGACAUACCUUCCUGCUCACUGGUGAUACGCUACCUAACAUCCACGAGAAAUUGUCAUCUAGUGAUUUGUCUGACCGAUUUUCAAAGUCAUGGGCGCUGUCUGAUCAGAGUCGUCAACAUGCAUUACUGCUGGCUAUAGUUAAUUGCCUUCGCUGGGAUAUUGCUGCUAUUGCUCUCCCUCGACUCGCCCUGAUUGGAUUUAGCAUAGCGCAGCCAUUUCUAGUUGGCAAAACUGUCACAUUCCUCGAACAGACUGAUUCUUCGGUGAAUAUUGGCUAUGGAUUAAUAGGAGCCACCGCAAUCGUCUUUAUCGGGGUUGCUGUCACUACGGCGUCUUAUCAGCACCUAGGAUUCCGUGCUACGACCAUGGUCCGCGGUGGCCUUAUGGCUCUUGUCUAUCAGCACAUGAUGGAUCUGCCAUUAGGGAGCACCGAUGAGUCCAGUGCCAUGUCACUUAUGGGGGCUGAUGUUGAAAUGCUUGCGGAGUACUUCCAUUCUACAGUGUGCGAAUCCUGGGCUAGUAUCAUACAGCUGGGACUUGCCGCUUGGAUCCUCCAGACGCAGAUCGGUGUUGUCUGUAUCACACCCAUUUUAAUUGUAACAGCUUUUACCGCCGCUUCCUUUACAAUGGGUAAUGCUGUGUCCAUUCGGCAGAAGACAUGGCUACAAGCUACAGAGAAGCGCAUCAAUUUCACCAGCCACGUCCUUGGCUCAAUAAAAAAUGUCAAGUUUCUAGGACUAACAGAGAUGAUAAAGAAAUCCAUUGAAGGCUUGAGGAUUGACGAGCUUGAGAUAUCUAAGAAGUUCCGCCGAAUCCAAACUGUCCGUGUCUGCAUGAUAAACCUUCCAACAGUUAUUGCACAGUUUGCCACCUUCGCGACCUAUGCUGUGGUUGCAAAGGUGCAAGGGUCUGAUGGUCUUUCUGUCUCGCAAGCUACUACGGCCCUUUCACUGAUAAAUCUGCUGAUCACCCCUCUCAUUCAUCUACUGUUAGCAAUCCCAGACACAUUCGCCUCAAUAGGAUGUUUGUAUCGAGUCCAGGACUUCUUAAGACGUCCAAGUAUUGUUGAAAGAAGAAAAUUACACGAACCGGAAGGAGAUACUCCUGCAUCUACUACUGAAUCACCUACCAAUUCAUCCGAGGUCGAACUUUCCAACUAUUCUCGGCUCGGGGCUAGGGGAAUUUCCUCGUCAGAGAACGAGUCCGAUGUCUUGAUCUCCCUGCAAAAUGCCCGGUUUGGCUGGAAUAACUCUCCAUCAGAUAGUGCUGGUGUCACACUCAACCUGAGCCCCUCGCCCUUGGGUACUCUAGUUGCGAUUGUCGGUCCCGUGGGAAGCGGAAAGUCAACGUUCCUCAAAGGUCUCGCAAAUGAGACGUCCGUUCUUGAUGGCGAAGCUUUCAUAAAGUACCCAGAUCUGGCAUUUUGUGAGCAAGCUCCGUGGCUAACCAAUACGACAAUCCGGGAAAACAUCAUUGGGGAGAAUAAAUCCGCUGCAUUUGACGCUGAUUGGUACUCGACCGUGGUGAGCGCAUGUGCGCUGGAUUCUGAUCUCAAGAAAAUGCCAGCGGGCGAUGAAACGCCAGUGGGUAGCAAAGGCUCUAAACUUAGUGGAGGGCAAAAGCAAAGAAUUGCCAUAGCGCGAGCUGUCUAUGCACGCAAGCGGAUUGCAUGCUUCGAUGAUACCUUGAGUGCUCUUGAUAAUUCAACCUCACGACUGGUGUUUAAUAAUGUCUUUGGCCUGUCUGGACUGUUACGUCGACUUGGCUGUACUGUGUUCCUCGCGACUCAUAAUGUUCAAUACCUACCCCAGGCUGACUUUAUUAUUGUACUCGGAGAGGAUGGUAAUAUUCUGGAGCAGGGCAGCUUCUCUCAGCUUCGCAGUCACGCCGGAGGAUAUGUACACCGGUUGGGGAUCCAACUAGGACAGACCGAGAAAGAAGAAUUGCAUGAUCUCAAUACAAUUGAGCCACCGGAGACUCUUGAAGUCAUAACAAGCCGCAUGUCCACACCGGCUUCUACCGAUGAAAGCCGACAGACGACUGAUAUUGCUGUUUACAAGUACUAUUUCUCCGCGAUGGGCUGGUUCCGCGUCAGUGUGCUGGUUUUCUUACUGGCGGUUAAUGGUGGCAUUGGUGGACUGCGCAGUGCUUGGAUUGAGAUGUGGUCCUCUAGCACUGACAGCGCUUCAAGCUCGGGAUUGGGUUACUGGCUUGGAAUUUAUGGGGCAUUGUCCUUUAUCGAAGCUGCUUCAAUGGCUUUUUCGGUAUAUUGGACCUGGGUUGUCAUUGUGCCGGCCGCGUCGAAAAAUGUCCAUGCUACGGUAUUGGAAACUUGCAUGAGUGCUCCUUUAUCCUUCCUAUCUCACGUAGAUACGGGCUCUCUCAUCACGCGUUUCAGCCAAGACAUGAGACUAGUGGAUAUGAUUCUACCUCGAGGUUUUAUCUCCACAGGAUUCCAAAUUGUUGGGGUGCUUGCACAAGCCGCGGUUGCUAUAGCUGCAUUGCCCUAUAUGGCUUUAGCCCUACCAUUCCUAGUUGGGAUGUUAGUGCUAGUCCAGCGCUUUUACCUGCGCACAUCUCGCCAGUUACGUCUUCUUGAGAUUGAGCUCAAAAGCCCCCUUUACACCCAUUUCAUUGAAUCUCUUGCCGGCAUCGUUACCAUCCGUGCUUUUUCAUGGACUACCGCUUCUACGUCCAAAAUGCUGCACUUACUCGAUAGGUCCCAAAGGCCCUUCUAUCUCCUGCUGUGUAUUCAGCAAUGGCUCGGCUUGGUACUAAAGCUCAUGGUGACCGGCAUGACGGUCGUUCUUAUCGGGACUGCUGUAGCUCUACGCGGAAAAGUGAGUCCCGGUCUAUUGGGUAUUGCGCUGAUUGGGAUGAUGGAUCUGGGAGAAUCGCUCUCAGAACUGAUUCAGAACUGGACCCUCCUGGAAACCUCUUUGGGUGCGAUUGCCAGGAUAAAGGAGUUCUCGGAAGAUACCCCAAGUGAGGAACAAGAUGCAGCCUAUGAGCAGCUGCCAGACACAGAAUGGCCAAGUAAGGGUGAUAUCUCAUUCGCUGCCGCAGACAUUGCGUAUGAGUCUGAGAACGCAGAGCCCGUGUUGCACAGUAUUCUUUUGGAAAUUCGUGACGGGGAGAAAGUUGGGCUGUGUGGUAGGACGGGAAGUGGCAAGAGCACCCUUGCUCUAUCACUACUCCGUCUUAACGAAGUGGUUUCUGGCCAGAUCUUUAUUGACGGAGUAGAUAUAUCGACAGUUCCUCGGGCAUUGAUUCGGCAACGGAUUAGCUCUCUCAGUCAAGAAGCCUUCCUUUUCCCAGGUACUAUUCGGCAAAACGUCGAUCCUUUAGGUGUCGCCAGCGAUGAUGAUAUCAUUGAAGCUCUCAAAUGUGUCGAAAUUUGGAAAGCUCUUGUGUCUGCGACGAACAGCGACACCGACAGCGGAGUGUUGUUAGAUGCAAUACUGACCGACACAAGUUUGUCCGAAGGUCAAAAACAGCUAUUUUGCCUAGCAAGGGCGCUUCUCAAGAGAAGUAAUAUCCUGAUACUAGAUGAGCCGACAAGCAGCUUGGAUGCAGAGACGGAUGCCAAGGUCCAGAAGGUCAUUCGCCAGGAGUUCCAGAACUGCACUAUCAUUAUGGUUGCGCAUAGAGUGCAUACGAUGCUCGAUUUUGAUCGAGUUGUUGUGCUGGAUAGUGGUCGGAUCAUAGAAGAGGGACAUCCCUCGGAAUUGCUGGCGAACAAAGGCGUGUUCUCAAGCCUGCAUCAUCUAGAGCAGUCAACAGGACGUGAAUAG